GUUCAACGAUAGAGAUUUGUUUUUUGCAAAUCAAUUUAUUUAAAAAGAUAUGAGGUUGAUUAGCUGACUGAGAGUCCUUCUAACUUCUUGAUAUUGUUGAUUUUAUUUUUUAUUUUUUUAAGUUGUUUGAGAAAUCACUCAUUCUUUUGCUUUUGCUAAUUGUUCUUUACAACCAAUGGUUCAGUUACCCAAGAGAUCAAUGUUCCAAUUAAAACAAAGUAAAUCUCAAACCUUGAAACUAGGGUGUAUUUGAUUUAUAGAUUAUUUUCAGGGAAAAUAUAUUUUUUUCACUAAAAAUCACUCUUGUUAUUUUUAAGUGCUUGUUUAGGAUUAAAAAUAAAUAAAUCAUUUUUGACUCUAAAAUGAAAAUCUCUAGGUUUUUUCAACACAAUCUACUUUUUAUUUUUUAAAAGUUGUACCAUAUGCACCUAUAAUGCACGGGACAUAGUAUUUUAGAAUUGGUUAGCAUGAGCUGUUCGCAUGUUUAAUCCAUUGGCUAAAAUUAAUACAGGCUUUUUCUAUAAAUCAAUUUUAAAGGUUUGUUGCAAUAUUUUCCUGAAUCAAUAACAACAUUUGGUAACAAAAAUCAAUAACAACACAAAUCGUUUGAGCCAAUCAAUGUAGGAUUACAAAUUUCAUACGUAGUGGUCUUGGUCUCAGAUAAACAUGCAGAAAAGUUUCAAGUAACAUAACUUAUGUCUAUUCUUAUAAAUUUCACUAACUGAAAAUAGCUGUUCUGUCAGUGUAGCUAGCGAAGACCACAAAUGCACCAAACUUCUGCAUAUGAUGAGGAAAACAAACCCAUAAUCAUUUUAAUCCUUCAACAAAUAGUUCAGGAUCAAUCAUAUUGCUAUCAUAAAACCAUUAUUAUGUGUAUAGUAAAUUAAAUCAAGCACGUUGGUUUUUGUUUUUGAAAAAUCACGUAAGUUAAUUUGAAUAUGAAAUAUCGGGAUCUUGGAAACGUUCAUAAUGAAAUGGAUGAUGAUUCAAAAGAGGAUGAGGAAUGGGUCUCAAACAUAGUAAUCAUGGGUGUCUCAAUGUUGCUUCUUGCAUUGGUAACCAUUGCUGUUGUUGCCAACGUAGGUGACUCCAAAAACGUAGCAGCUAUGAAGAACCUUAACUCUGUCUGUGCAAAAACAGAAGCACCAGAAUCUUGUCUCCAUGUCUUAAAACGCGUAGGUGAAACCGCAACGGCUGUGGAUUAUGCAAAAGCUGCUCUUAAUGCAACCCUUAAAGAAUUAUCGUUAGUUAACAUGCAAAAACCAUACCUUGAAAAAAUCCUAACUCCUCUACAGGCACAAUCAUAUAGAGAUUGUUUGGAAUUGUUGAAUAUGGGAAAAGAUGAACUAGAAUCUUUGUAUAAGCUGGCAAAUUCGUCUAUUGAAGAUAUAUUCCAAAUAUAUCCAGAUGAUGUUAUGAAUAGCCUAAGUGCUAUCAUUUCAUAUCAACAAACUUGUGUAAAUGAAUUGGUAAGAACAAAUAGUUAUGAGAUUUUGGCGUAUUCUUUGAAAAUACCAAUUCUUCUUACAAGGAUUACAUUAGCCAUUGUCUAUAAUUUUGUCGAGAGGCCGAAAAUCGAAGUUCAACAACUUGAUGGGUUUCAAAGAUUGAACCUGAGAGCUGCGCACAAACUUAUUGAGGUUCAACAUACAAGAAUAGUUGUGGCUCAAGAUGGAAGUGGCCAAUUCUCAACCAUAACUGAGUCACUAAAUUAUUGUGCAAAGAAUAGAAAUAAUUCAUGUGUUAUUUAUGUGACCAAAGGUAAAUAUGAGGAAAAAGUGGCGGUACCUAAGAAUUUAGACCAAGUUCUCAUGUAUGGUGAUGGCCCUAUGAAAACCAUUGUCACUGGAAUCAAAUCAAUAGACCCCAAGGUUACAACCCCCUUUCGGUCAGCUACUUUUGUGGUAAAGGGCAAAAGAUUCAUCUGCAAAGAUAUGGGUUUCACAGCUCCAGCUAGCGUACCAGGAGCAUCAGCACUCCUUGUACUUUCUGAUCAUGCAGCAUUCUUCAGCUGCAAAAUUGACGGCGGAGAAGGAAGCUUAUACGCAGUCGCGCAGCGCCAAUUCUACAGAGACUGCGAAAUUCAUGGUAGUGUAGACAUCAUCAAAGGAGACUCAGCAACUAUAAUUCAAAACUCGCAAAUAAUUGUGAAGCACCGAAAUUCUUCUAGCUUAGCUCUGAGAAAAAAUGUGGUGAGUGUUCAAUCAAGACUAGACAAAUAUGAGAAAACUGGACUUGUGAUCCAAAACUGCACCAUCAUAGCAGAACAAGGCAAAAUCAAUGAUAAAAGUCUUGUUGGUUCGACAUGUUUGGGAACUCCGCGUGACCAAUAUUCAAGAACAAUCAUAAUGGAAUCAUUUCUUGGUGAUGUUGUACGUCCAAAAGGUUGGUGUAAAUUUAGUGAUAACUAUGGAAUUGAUACAGCAACGUUUAGAGAGUAUAAUAACAGAGGCCCUGGUGCAAGAAAUGAUAUGAGGGUUCAUUGGGAGAGUUAUAGAACAAAUUCUCAGAAUUGGAAAAGUGAAAUGAUGAGUUUUACAGCUGCUGAGUUUAUUCAAGCAAACCAAUGGUUGACAAAUACAGGCAUUCCAUAUGAAUCUGGUUUUUUCUUUCAUAAAUAG
Medicago truncatula (barrel medic) is the source of this 2621-nucleotide messenger RNA. Its product is annotated as pectinesterase. Lineage: Eukaryota; Viridiplantae; Streptophyta; Magnoliopsida; Fabales; Fabaceae. Bases 939 to 2621 code for a protein of 560 amino acids. Gene Ontology annotation, molecular function: pectinesterase activity; enzyme inhibitor activity. The transcript is spliced from 2 exons. Gene Ontology annotation, biological process: cell wall modification. The record is from RefSeq and is a predicted model, not a curated record.